UGAUGCACUAUGGGAUGUUGGGUUGUGCUUGGCUCCAAUACAAGAUGGCUGACACUUGUUAGUAGUGUAUUUUCGUUUUAUCGAAUGUGCAUUUUAUAAAAAAAUCAGUGCCUUCAUAUCCACGUAUGGUGCAUGCAUGUUUGCAUAACUAGUAGAGAAGAGGUCUUCAUUUUUUUACGGAAUUGUUUUCUUAUCAUGUAUUAUCAGGAGACAUCAAAAUGUGCCGUGAAAGUGCUAGAGGCAGAAUAAUUACCCGUCACCAGCCAUGUUCAUAUGUGUUCUUUUAUUAUGACAAUUGUGAUAUAAUUCUCGUGGAAUAUAGUGCCAAGGUGAAGUGAUAUCUCGCGUUAUUGCGCUUCUACUUCAUCACUGGUGUUUUGUAGAAGAUUCGUUAAACUACGAAAUAGAUUAAAUGAAAGGUGAUAGAGUCGUGCUGCAGCGGUGGCUGAGGUGAGGGGAGGCCAGGCGGAGAUCGAAGAAGGGAUGAAUGGAACGGCGGCGUUGCGGCGCAGCGUCGGGGGUGGCGGAGGCGCCGCUGGGGGUGGAACCGUUGAACCAGCACCCGUCGCCACCCUCGUCGUCUACAAAGACGAGGCAGGAUACGGGAUGAAAGUCUCAGGCGAUAACCCCGUCUACGUUCAGUCGGUGAAGGAAGGCGGUGCAGCCGCGAGAGCUGGCCUUCACGCGGGCGACAAAAUAAUCAAGGUUAACGGCGUGAAUGUAAUGCAGUCCACGCAUACGGAAGUUGUACAGCUCAUAAAGUCUUCGACGCAGGUGGUACUGACGGUACAGCAGAAGCCAGUUCCAACAAGUAGUGCAGUGACGACGGCCACGGGACUACAGGUUGGCGUUACGGGUGGACAGCAUCAACGGCCGGUCAGUUUAUCAGCCGGCUCGACGAUGGUCUCACCCUCGCAACCAGCGACUUCCUUGCACAGGGCGUCGACUGCACCGGCGUCCGGUACACCCUGUAAUGCACGCAUCACAGGACCUCAACCUGUUGAUUUCGAGAAAAAACGGCAGCUGGAAACUCAGCGCGUUCAUACAUUCCAGCUUAUGUUGGAGAAGGAACAAAGUUACGUUGACAAGCUUCGCAGUGACCUGGCGAAGGCUAGUACUGGCAGCGGUAAUGUCAACGUUGUUGCGUUACAAGCAGAACUGGCAGGCGCCGAAAGGAGGGUGCGCACCCUACAGGAACAACUAACUGCGAUUACUACCAAUGAACAGCUUUGCUCAUUGGUAACAAACACCUCAUGUUCCCCGGGUUAUUAUUCACCCUUGAGUGGUAGCAGUGGUGAUGUACCACCGCCUCUACCAUCUCGUAAAUCCUUGUCCAUGCAAAGCCUGUCUCCGCCACCAUUGCCUCCCAGACCUCCGCCUACUACAAAUACGCACAACGUAGCCCAGUUGGAGCUGGAACGUCAUCUGUUGACUCAUGUAAUGCCCUCAACCACCAGUCAUGGCAUACCUAACUCUCUUUCACAGGGUGCGAAUUUGGGUUCUUCAAAUUCAUUGAAUAAGCACCAACGAACAAAAUCCAGUCCAGAACAACUGGGAACAACAAGUAUUUCUCCAUCAGAAGCUAGUAGACGUUUAAUAGCAUCCGAAUCAAUGAACGAUCUUUCUCCUCCAAGGCAUGUGAGGCAUAGUGACAUUGAUAUAGAUGAAUUACCUCAUAUCACUCCUCCAGGAACUCCACCCCCACCGUAUCCGGUUGCUAGUCCAGGAAAUGAUACUUCUAAUUCUACCAUAAAUGAUACAACAUUAAACGAAAGCAUUCCUGGACUGCCCACGUUGCAACAACCGAUCAUGUCAAUGGAGGAUGACGACAUGAGCGAUCAAGAAGUUGGUCAGUUGGAAGAUCAUGGUCCAUUUAAGUCUUUGUCCCGAUUAUGGGGACACCAUGCGCAUCUUGCUGUAUUUAUUAAUUAUGUUUUAUCAAACAGUGAUCCCUCCAGUCUGUUGUUCUAUUUAGUAACGGAUCUGUACAAAGAAGGCAAUGCUAAAGAAAUGAGAAAGUGGGCAUAUGAGAUUCAUUCUAGUUUUUUAGUACCUGGUGCACCUCUCCGUCUGCAUAAUGUAGACGAAAAUGUUGCACACGAAAUAGAUGAUGUUCUCUUGAAAGAAUCUGAUAAGGAAGAGAUUCUGCGAAAGAUUUUUUGGAAAGCGCGUAUACGCGCGAAAGAAGAACUGAACGAGCAACUUGCAGAUUUUCAACAAAAAAGAAUAGCCGGAUUAGGUACGAUAUUUGGUCCGAGCGAUGUCCAGUUAGAUGAAAGCGCAUCCGACAAGUCACGAGAGACAAAAAUCAUAGAAACGUUCCUCUUACCUAAGAUGGAUCCUUAUUUAGUAGAUAUAGAAAAAGAGAACGUAGAUUUGCGACAAUUCACAACGGCAGCUGGUCUGGCAACAAUUUUAACAAAAAUUUUUCAAGUCCGGCCAGUAUCGCUUGACCGAGUACCUACAUUUGUUGCUAAAGAUAAAUCGAAUCUUAAAGUACGUUUACUCACUGGAAAGACAAGGAAAAUGACAAUCAGGGGUCACCAUUUUGUAGCUCAUCAAUACUUCACUAUUACUAAUUGCAAUCAUUGUCAACUUAUCAUUGGCGGAAUUGGACCUCAAGGAUAUUUAUGUAGCGAUUGUUCUUUAAGUGUUCACCGUCAGUGUGUUCGGGUAGUAGAGGAGAGUUGUCCAGGACCAUUGGUGGUUCGGAAGGAAAGGGAUCGUAUAAGCAAAUUAAUGGAACGUAUCAGACCUGAAAGAAAACCUCCAUCAUCGCAUCAUCACCAUCAUUCUCAAAAUCAUAUGCUUCAUAUUGAUAAAACAAAGAAAAGCGAGGAGGACAGCGGGGCAUUGACUGAUGGAGAAAAUGGAGAGCAUCGCGGGGGCGGCGUAGCCGGAAACGCGCGUACCAGCAGCGAAAGAGGACGCAUUUCCGCUUACAGCGGGGUCUCCGAUCACGCCGAUAAUAUGGACAAUCCUUCCUCGCGGGAAGAUAUUUCUGAAAUGGUGCAGCAAAAUAUUUCCAGUAAGCCAAAGACGUCAAACAUAAACAGGUCUGAAAGUUACAAGGAGCGGAUACAUCACAAGCGACAGCUACGAGAAAAGAGGAAGACCAGUGACCCAAAUCUCUCCAAAACAAAGGCUGGUUUCAGUGACUGCGAACCAGCCGGCACGUUUCCCGGCAACUCGGCUGGCAGUUCGUCGAACAGCAGCCUGUCGACGAGAAGCCUGGACAGUCCGAGUACCAGCCUGGAGCAGGUGCACCCAGCUACGUCAUCGUCGAACACGUCAACCUCGUGGGACAGCGAUGUUGACGUCGAACCGGAUCCUCCUGACUGGAGUCAGGGUGUCGCCGAGGACGUACUCGCUCGGCUCAGCAAUGCUGAAAAGAAACGGCAAGAAGUUAUCAACGAACUCUUCCACACGGAGCGAUCUCACGUGCGGGCGUUAAGAGUGUUGUCGCACGUUUUCCAUAAGCCGCUGCUCGAAUCCCAAGUACUUCCGUUAGACCAAAUCCAAUUACUGUUUUCGAAUUUAGACGAGAUGGUAACGAUCCAUUCGCGGUUCAAUCAAACGAUGAAACGUAAGAAAAAGGAGAAUCCGUGCGUGGGCGAUGUUGGCGAGCUUCUGUUAGAGAUGUUCGACGGGGAUAACGGUGAGUCGUUCGAGAGGGCAGCGUCGACUUACUGCGCGAAACAGCAGGUAGCCCUGGACGCGUUGCGAGAUCGUCGUCGGAAGGAUCCAAAAUUAAAUUCGUUCCUGAACGAGAUCGAAGCUAAUCCGCUCUGCCGAAGGUUGCAGCUGAAAGAUCACAUAUUAACCGGGAUGCUACGAUUGACCAAGUAUCCCCUUCUAUUCGAGAAUCUGGCCAAGUACACGCCGGAGAGUAACGAUAAGGAAAGAACCGCCGUUUUACGUAGCUUAGAACGGAGCAAGGAGAUUCUAAGCCGCGUGAACCAGGCUGUACGGGAGGCGGAGGAUUACCAAAGGUUGGCAGAGAUCCAACGAACCAUCGACAGAACCGCUUUCGAAAAAUUCGAACAUCCGACCGUACAGGAAUUUAAAAAUCUGGACAUAACUAAACGUAAAUUGAUCUACGAGGGUCCGUUGCAAUGGCGCAGAACCGAGCAGAAUCGAGCCAAACCCGUUGACCUGCACGUAAUACUCCUCGACGACACGAUAUUCCUGUUGCAUCGACAAGACGAAAAGUACCUGCUGAAAUUUAUCAACACGAAUCAAGCGAACUCUGUGCUCAGUCCAAUCGUCAAAGUGUCCACCGUUCUCGUCAGGCACAAUGCUGUCGAUAAGAAUUCUCUUUAUCUGGUGAACACCUCUCAGAACGGAGCGCAGAUCUACGAUUUAGUAGCAGCCUCGCCCGCGGAACGGAAAUUAUGGUGUAAGCAUAUAUCCGAGGCAGCUGAAGCGUACAAGGCUCGUGAUAAGCAGGGUAGAAGACCUACUCCUCCAACUGCACUGGCACAGGAACCAGGACCCCCGAUCGAGGACACUUCCUCCACGGAACACGACAUUAUUCCUGAGAAAACGGACCAGCCACCGGAACAGGAAUUAGAAGCGACUGAUUCCACGCCGAAUACAAGCGUUGAACAGGAACCUGAAACACCUAAUACUCCUGCACCUGAGCCUGCCACAACUGAACAAGCAAAGCAGCAACAGCAACCACCACCACUGCCAAAUGAACCUCCUGCAACAGGUAUAGGAGAACCAUUAAGAAUGGUUACUUGUACUCAAGCAUCGUUAAUAGAUCCGCUUGAAGUUCACGUAGAAGUACCACCGGUACAUGUUGCUGAACCAGUGUUUACACCUAUAGAAUGUCUCAGAAGAAAGGAUGAGAUAAUCAAACAGGCUUUAAUUGAGAAACAGUUAUUGGUAGCAGAUAUUUUAAAUAUUCCUAAAGAAGAUUUUGAGCAUGUAGCUGAUAUGGCAUCCGAGCCAUCAAGCAUGGAAAAAGAACCUGCUGAACUAAUACUCGCUGCUAUUAGUCAAGCGAAUCAGUUGGUAGGAAUGUUAAAUUCCGCGUUAAAUGUAAGCGAAACAGAAACUGUUCUUGCCUCGCGUGGAACAUCGGCAUUAACUGCACCAGCUAGUUGCGAAGCGACUGGUUGUCCAUCGCCACGAAUGCAUCUUCAUCCUCAACCAGCAAUAUCAAUUGCUAGUUUACAACCAGUGUGUCAUUCUUUAACAUCUCAAUUGUCACAAUUAUUGGAAAUUGUAAAAGAAAGAGAAGAAGAACGGGAAACGUUGCGGAAAGAAUUACGUAGAAGUAGAGAACGUCUUCAUGCUCUUGAUACAGAUAUCAAACGUCGCGAAUAUUCUGAUACGUGCACUAUAUCGUGUCAAACACAAACGGAAACCGGUGAAAUUUUAAAUAAGGAAAGCAGUAUUGAUGAUGCAACACGUGAAGAAUUUGAAGAUGCACGGGGUGAAUCUGAAACGAUCGAAGAAUCAGAGCGUACAGAACAUGAAAUAGAAACGGAAGUAAUGGGAGAUAGUGUUGGUUGAAGCAACUAAGACAUUGUAUUAGAUAAUGUCGACCAGGUGCAUUUCACGAGCAAGAUCGUUUCUGAAUGCUCAUACUGGAAGAAAUCAAAAUUGUGUAAAAAAAAAACAAACAUGACAAAUGGCGAGUAGCUGUUUAUGAAAUACAAUAAUAUUAGAGACAUAUUUACAGAGUCAUGGGUCAAUGAUUAAUCAUACCUUUGCCAAAGAUUUUAUGUAACUGGAUCUAUAUGACGUUGUUUCAUGUGCGUCACGUUAUGUCAAUGACUGGAAAUUAUACAUGAACGUUUGAUUAAAAAUAGUACGUCGAUGUGGAUUUUAAAGUAAUACUGUGAGAGAAAAAAUUUUUUCAGCAUGCAUUAUUUUAAAUUCUACACAGUAAUACUGCUCUAACAAUAUCUAUUAUUGUAUAAAUGUUGUUACAUCGUAUGUUCUGAACGACGCCGUUUUACACAUAUUUCAUAUGCAAUAUUAAUUUGUACACUCGAAAUUUGUUUCUUGAAAUGCUUUUAGAACAAAAAGGAUGGAAACGUUUCUCUAGAAAUUACUUUGAAAAUACUUAAUUGUUAAUGCAUUUUAUAUUAAAAAGACAAAAAAAAAACAACAUUUACAUAAAUAUGUUAUACACGUUUAGAACAAUUCAGUUGUUCACCUGAAGAAAUAUACACGUUGUGAUUUACAAUGGCGUAUUUGGAACCAACUGUGUUAUUAUAUCAUAGUUUAAUAAUUGUGAAACAUAACAUGCAUUUACACAAAGGUAUAUAAUCCACAAGUGCGUCGAUUUGUAAUGAAUGCAAAGACAUGCAGAAUGAUAAGUUUCGACGCAGCAUUAUUACGUAAAGCGCUUUUACAUACUUUUUUAUAUCCCGUGACCAAAUGUUCAGGAUAUUAAAUCCAGAGGUGGCAAAUGUCGAUUGGUUUUUAAAAUUACUAAACAGCAUACGUCAUUGUGUAAUGCUUUCCUGAUAGUGUGAAGUGUGAAGGUAAAUGCAUACGAAAAAAUAAGUAACAAUUCUAAUAUUUAAUUUAUUUACUGCUGUUAGAUUACAUUUAUUGCUGCCCUUAUGUAUUAAUUUUCUAAUUUAUGUUAAUAUCAAUUUGACAAUUACAGUUAAUAGACAAAAAAUAAAUGGAAAACUAGGAAAUACGUGAAGAUGUUAAUACACUAAGAACAGUUGAGCUAUAUAUCGUAGUAAUACAAAUCAAGCUAAUAAUAAUUUGGAUGUAAUAAAAUUAUUAUAUUAAAAUAUGUAACACCUAAAAGGAUGAAAAACAGUUAAAUGAGUGAAUAUCUGUGUUCAAAUUAAUACGGUGUAUUAUUUCACUAUUCCAUCGUUUAUUUCAUUAACUUUUUGUUUUUCUUUAAACAUUUAAUUGACUGUUUAAAAAUAUACCAAAUACAAAAUUAUUACAAUAAUAUAAGUUCUUUGUGUUCUGUCAUAAGAGUUAAUUGAUUAUAGAGUUACCAAAUUAACUAAUUACGAAAAUAUACACUGAUAUUGCAUGCAGAUUUUUACGAACGGCAUUUGCCUUGAGAAAUAUUUCCUCUUGGUGCUACACUUGCCUAAUCGAACAAUCAAGUUCCUUUUCAAAUAUAAUGGAAUUUAGAAAUAGAAAUAAGAAAAUGGAACAGAAAUUUGUAUACUAUUUAUAGAAUCCUGAACAUAACUGGAAACUUCAAAAUUAUUAAUAUUCGUAGAUAAGGAAAACAAUAACUGAUAUAUAAAGAACAAACGUUGAAAAAUGAAUUUAUAGCGAAUAAAUUACGUACAAUCAUAGGCGAAACAUUGUAAAAACUAUAUUAAACGCAGUUUACUUAAAACUAUUACAACUCCAGUAAUGGAUUUCUUCAAUUAUAGAAUACAGUUGACAUAAAAGAAAUUGUACUACUCUUUGUAACAAAGGACUGAACGUGCAAAAAAGACUUACCUGUUUACAUAAAAUCUUUGCUACUACUAAAUACUAAUAAUUCUUCUACUGAUAAAAUACGAAUUAUUAUAAAUACAUUACUAUGUACAUGUAUAAAGUAUUUAAUAAUAUUAUUAGUUGAUAUUA
This is a messenger RNA of Osmia bicornis bicornis, 7575 nucleotides long. RefSeq names its product rho guanine nucleotide exchange factor 12 (gene RhoGEF2). Gene Ontology annotation, cellular component: cytoplasm. Gene Ontology annotation, biological process: G protein-coupled receptor signaling pathway. Bases 484 to 5523 code for a protein of 1679 amino acids. The transcript has 27 exons. Gene Ontology annotation, molecular function: guanyl-nucleotide exchange factor activity; G protein-coupled receptor binding. NCBI's taxonomy places the organism in Eukaryota, Metazoa, Arthropoda, Insecta, Hymenoptera, Megachilidae. The record is from RefSeq and is a predicted model, not a curated record.